Molecule: messenger RNA, 2631 nt
Organism: Frankliniella occidentalis (western flower thrips)
Lineage: Eukaryota; Metazoa; Arthropoda; Insecta; Thysanoptera; Thripidae
Product: zinc finger protein 768
Exons: 2
Coding region: 164-1918 (584 amino acids)
Biological process (GO): regulation of transcription by RNA polymerase II
Molecular function (GO): RNA polymerase II cis-regulatory region sequence-specific DNA binding; DNA-binding transcription factor activity
Source: RefSeq, a predicted model, not a curated record
CACUCUCUCUCUUUCUCUUUCUCCCCCAGGCCGAGCGACCAUGGGGCCCAGAUCGCCGCACUCAGCUCUACCCACGCGGCACUCCUGGAGAAGUAGCAGCCCAGCCUGAGGGAGUCCCCGAGAGGUUUCCGACAGGUAGCAGGGGCCGGUGCCUGCAGCAGCCAUGGCCAUCAACCUGCAGGCCUCGUUUGCGGCGUGCCUUGCAGGUCUCAAGGUGCCCCCGCAGAUUAUGUACUGCAUAGCUCAGGAGACGGGGCAGCCGUACGUGUUCUACAAGGAUGGAAUGGAGAGGGGGCAAGGGCAAGGAGGCCAGUGGGGACCACCCUCUGGUCCUCAAGACCUCGGCUACCUCCCACCUCAGCAGCAGCAGCAGCAGUUACCUUCCCAACAACCUCAGCAGCAGCAACAACAGCAGCAGCAACAACCCCCUACCCCUCAGCCUUCGUCGGGCAGCCCCCUCUGCGAUGACGGCCCGGUGCAGAGCGCGCUCACGUCCCCCGUGGCGUCUCCGUACCCACAGCCCGUCCCCGACGUGCCGCCCACGCCGAUGACGCCCAUGACCCCCAUGACUCCGCACCCAGUCGGGGUAGGGGACGACGAGCCGGUGCAGGUGCCGCCGCCGCCGCCGCUCACCCCCCAGCAGCCCGGGCAGCAGCCCCCCUCCUCCCAACAGGCGCCGACGCCUCAGCAGCCGUCAUCGUCACACGACCAAGAGCUGUCCCCGCCGCACAACCCGGACAUCGAGGUGCAGCGGUGCUACAACCCCUCCGUCACCCCGGGCGUGGACAUGCAGCAGCAGCAGCAGCAGCAACAACAGCAGCAACAGCAGCAGCAGCACCACCAGUACCUGGGCCACCACUACUCCCCGCGCGGGCACCACGUCGGGCCGCCCCCGCAUGUCAUGAGCCCCACAAGCUUCAUGCACUACCUCAAGCAGCCGGGGGUGCUCCUCACGCCCCUGGGGCCGAUGGGCACCGAGGCGGUGAUGGCCGAGAACUUCAACGGCAACAUGCAGGACAUGCGGGGGAUGCCCGACAUCCUGCAGCAGCAGCAGCAGCACGGCGGCGCCGCCGUAGGCGGUCAGGGCAAGCAAGGCAAGCACGCCAACAGCGAGCUGCGCCUCUUCAAGUGCUUGACCUGCGGCAAGGACUUCAAGCAGAAGUCGACGCUGCUGCAGCACGAGCGCAUCCACACGGACAGCAGACCGUACGGCUGCACAGAGUGCGGCAAGCGCUUCCGACAGCAGUCGCACCUCACGCAGCACCUGCGCAUCCACGCCAACGAGAAGCCGUUCGCGUGCGUCUACUGCGAUCGCACCUUCAGGCAGCGCGCCAUCCUCAACCAGCACCUCCGCAUCCACUCGGGUGAGAAGCCUUUCCAGUGCCCGGAGUGUGGGAAGCGUUUUCGCCAGAAGGCCAUCCUCAAUCAGCACGUCCGCACACAUCAAGGCGAGCAUUUCCCUCUGCCUCCUUCUACUACUUCUCGUGAUAGUGACGGCGCUCCCGUCGACCUCUCGCUGUCUCUCGGCCACCUCGGCCCCUAUGCCCUCCUCGACCUAGCCCUAUCGCUGCAGCGGCCCCCUCAAGGGUCGCUCGGCAGUAGUCGUAGUGGUAGCAGCACUAACCUUCCCUUCCUCGACCUGUGCCGCCUCGCGUCGCGUCUCUCUGGUCCGCGCCGCCCCCAGCUGACCGCGGGGAGCGACGGGGAUGACGAGGACGCCGACGAGGAGCGUGGCGAUCCUGGUGGUGACGAGGACGGGCCGGAAGAUCUGUCUGACAGGACAACCAGUAUCCCUUCCUCGACCUCCUUUUCCUCGCACCAGAACCCCCACGGCGGCCAAGAGCGGCCGGCGACUGGCGGGGCCAGCGGCGGGGCCAGCGGGCGGACCACGGACCCUGAAGACCCCUUCAGCGCGUAGAAGUAGAUCUCAAGCUCCCUCUCACUCUCUGUCUCUCUCACUCCUCCUCCCUCUCCUUUUCCGCUGCCGGUCGACGCGCUGCUGCUGAGGGACACGGAGAGGAGGAUGACGACGGACCGCUGCUGUGGGAGAGGAGAGCCUUGUGUUGGUGUCGUGGUCUGCCAUCUACCCGCUGGCCGCCACGCGAGCCGCCCCGCUGGCCGCCCAGCCCCUGUGUCCCGUGUCCUGUGUCCCACCCAGGCAUGGGCCGUGCCAAGGCUGUGCUGUGCAAUUAGUAGAGUAGUAACGCUGCAGGUAAUAGCGCCAUUACCGCCCUAGGCCUCACCAUCACCACCACUUCCUACCGAGACUCUUUUUCCCUCCCUCUAUCUCUUUCCUAUCAACCUCGAGGUCUACCUUUCCCUCUUGAUUCGAGGUUCCCUUUUAUUCCUCCUUCUUCAUAAACCUAAAACUGCCCUGCUUCUUUUACUUUACCCUAACUGAGUACAGCUGAUUACAGGUGUACGAUUCACGCCGCUCACUUCAUGUAGUUGCACACUGUAGUUCCGCGUGCAGGGGGUCGGUGGGCUUGUCUGUCUUCGUCUGCAUGCGGUACACUAUUACUACAGAAAGUACACCGUGUGUGAACCGAUCACCCGUUUUAAAAGCAUACUAAGACUUAAUUGCAGAUGAAACUACUUCAUAAGGUAGUCAAUUUCUAAAAUUUAGUUUCA